UUAUCAAUUUCAAUACUCGCCCCUUUUAUCUUUUUCAAGAACGUCGCACAUUUUCCUCCAAGUUUUUGGCCCAGUUUGCCUCAAGAUCAAGUGUAUUGUUGAUUUAGCGGCAUAAGUAUUUUUUUUGCACUCUCUCAUCGUUUUACCAUGCUAUUUUCUAUAGCAAUCUCAACUCGUAACAAUGUACAGUCGAAGAUGGCGAAGUCCGCGAAGUGCUAACCUUACAUCGUGCAAUUGUGAUCAAUACGAAAUGAAUAAUACUUAAUUCAUGUCUAUCAAGUAUAUUAUUUACUCUUUAAACUGAUGAAUUGAAGAGUUCGUCUGUUUUGUGGGAAUUUCUGUUAUCAUGCAAGUUAUCAGUUUGUCUAAAUCAAUUUUCCCUCAGCUCUAUGGACAAUGCAAGCAUGUGAACAAUCGGAAUGCCAUCUUUCAAGCCAGUCCCUUUAUUCAGUCAAACACCUAUUUCCAUAAAGUUUGUGAAGAUCUACGCUUGAAGUCAUUUUACCCUAAUUAUCUGAAAUUGAAGUACUUGAAUUCCGGGAGGAAACUUCAAUUCAAAUGGAGAAACUUGCUAUCAAAUUUGGCUGUACGUAAAAUUCCAGUCAUCCUGAAGAAACACUCAGCCAACAUUGUGAAAACAUGUUCAGAGCAAUGCGAAUUUGUAAUCGCUCACAGAAUUCGACGAGGUUACCAGAUAUUCAAUAUGUACUCCAAACUGUGGGGUGAAGUGAGAUUAUGGCUAUUUCUCAAUCGCGUGAAACAGCAGUUGGCAAGACGUGGUAGAUCGCUGAUCGUUGGCGCAUGUGUCGUGCAGUUCAACUGGGAGAGAGAGAGAAUUUCUGAUGAUGAAUUAUUCAGGCAUUCACGCGAAUUUGAAAGGAUUUACCGGUUACAGAGUACAAUAUCAGCCCCACUUUGCUCUCACUCAGAACUACAGUGCCAGUCUCAGGGCUCUCAAAAGAAAGAUCAUCAAAAAAGUAGUGUGUCCAAUGAGACCAUCUGCAAUUGUUCUCGUUGUAGAAAUUCGUCAGAUGACGGUUGGGUAGAAUUUUAUAGAGGUGAUAGUUUUAUUGUAUGGAAAAAAGAAGAAGUAGAUCAUAUUGGCGAAGGACUUUAUUGUUACAAAAUUUAUGGCUGUUUUCAUGAUGUUACUGCUGAGGAUUUUUUCCGUGUCCACUGUGAUACAGAAUUUCGCAAGGAGUGGGACAAAACAGCUUUAGAACUGGAAAUAAUCGAUUCGGAUGAGAAAUCAAACAGUGAUAUAAUUUAUUGGGAGCUUCUAUGGCCGAGAAUGUUUAGCAAUCGUGAUUAUGUUUUCAAUCGAAGAUUCCAAAUAGAUAAUGAGAAAAAGUUGAUCACCAUCGUCAAUGAAAGCACAGAGCAUCCAAACCGCCCAGAAGUUUCAGGCAAGCAUCGUGUCAAAGAAUAUUGGUCCUACAUGGUUAUAAAACCACGCACAGAAUUUCAUGAGCCGGGCGUGGAAUUUGGCAUUACUUAUUUUGAUAACCCUGGAAUCAGAAUCCCCUAUGCUGUUUCAUCAUGGGUCACAUAUUCAGGGCUAGCAGAUUACAUCAAACAGCAGUAUGAAGCAGCGGUGCUAUUAUCCAAACGGCGGAGGGAAACAUCAAGCCAAGAUGGAGAUAAUCCUAGUUUUAACAAAUUUAAACACUCUCUGAAGGAAUCUAGGAUUGAUAUGUCACAGGUUUUUCCUGCUGAUAUUCCCUCAAAAAAUCUGUACAUUUAAUCAGCAUGUGUUUCAAUAAUUGCUUUCAUUGCAUUCACUUCUGAAUGGAAAAAUGCAUAGCUAUAGGAGGAUAAUGUACCAUGAAGUGAGUAUUAUCUUGCCUUAUCAUGGAACAUUAUCCUGUGUCUUUCCAUAAAUUCAAUUUACGUUUCAUUCUGAGGAUACCACAGUGGUAACUUGUUAAAAAAUGAUGUGAAAAUCUCGUGGAAUAGGUAUUGUUAACAGAGACUUGAUGUGGCUGGUUUAAAUGCACUCUUAAUUAAUGUAAAUACAAGUCUCAAUAUGAAGCAUGCCUCUUACUCUAAGAGUUAGGCAGUUUGCCGAUAGUUACAGGAUGUAAGAUGUUCCAUCACAAAUUAUUCAUUUAAUCACAACCAAUGAGUCAUGUUAGUUCGCUUCAAUGCCAAAUGUAUGUUCAUUAUAUGCAGUGACAAUUGAAAGUGAAUCGGUAAAUAAUACAUUCUUGUCCAAUCAUGCAACGCCUCUUGAUUGAAGAAAUCAACCAUUGUAGCUUCAAAAGCAAAAAGGUGAUUGGAGAAAGUUUGCCAAAAUAUAUGACAAAUACAGAUACCUAUUCAAUUUAUGAGUUCCUCUUCAAGAAAUCGGAAUGUUGGGGGAGACAGACAUGAGAAAUUUUGAGGUUAUUUUUGGCUAAGAGAAUAACAAGAUAAAAAGAAAAGAGAAAUUGCGUUCUGUCUUCCUGUGAGGAAAACUUGUCUGAGAGCCACAAAUUCCGGUGAAAUGUUAUUUUAAAUGUCCUGAAGGAAUCCCAUGUUGAAGUACUUAUUUGAACUGUGAAUAGAUUGAAAGCGAUGAAUGUGGUUUAAAUACAUUUUUGUAACUCUUGGGAGAUCUCAGUGUAGAUGUGAUUUCUUUCUCGCUGUGUAUCUGUUCUCUUGUCACUGACAUUUUGUUGCUGAACUCAAUUCUGAAGAACAUUUUACAUUAUUUAAAGAGACAUUGUGUUUGUCCUUAAUUUUUCCUAAAAAUGGGAUUAAUUUAUUUAUUUCUAUUUUAUUCUGCAUUUGAUUAUCGGCCCAGAACAUCUCAUCUAAAAAGGAUUUCAUGUUUUGCGUAUCUUUGAGUCCAGUAUUGCCUACACUCGGAGCCUCACUUGCAAAAAGUUUCUCAAAAACUUCUGUAAGCAUCGGAAUAACCAUCACAAUGAACCUCUUUUGAAUGUCUCAUGGCUAGAUAGAAAAUCUCAGGUUCCUUUCUUUUUUUGUAGUUUUUGCUGUAUAAUUUUUGUGAUAGAAAAACUUUAAAGUUAAAAGUUAUUACGUUUUACUGUCUCAGGUACUACUAGCAUUAAAUAUUAAAGUAUCACAGGUUCUCAUGUAGACAUCUUUAUUGUGGGCUCUGCGGCUCUCCCUCAGAAGCAAAUGUCUCCCAUAGCAACUUAGGUUUUACCUAUUCCCUCUUUUGAAAUUCUAAUUUUGACUAAUUUUCAUGCAAGUUCUAUCAGAAGAAAUUUUUUUAACUCUUUUGAAAUUUUUGGAGAGGGGCAGGGGCAGCUGGAAAAUAACGACUACAAAUCAGCAUUGGGAGAAGAAAUGAAUGUGCUUGAAAAACGGAGAAGGCUCUGUAAAGGACUUUUCAAUUUUGUAACAAUUUAUUGGCCUUUGAUUUUGUGAAAGGUUACAGUGUUGCCAAAUUUUUGACUUGUUACUUCCCAUUGUCAAAAGAAGGAUCAAGCAAAUGCCAACAUUUUUAUCUCUCCCAGUUUCAGCCAUUAAGUGAAGUAACAGUCAACUAAUUAUACGACUUCUGAUUGCUUUAUUUUGUAGCAUGGGAUAUUCCUCAUAGACUUCAUCAAGUUUCGUCAGAUCAUUAAAGUACAAUGUAUACGAAAUCAAAUACCUAUCGCAGUAAAGGUAUUCUGUUUUGCCUCCCAGCUAGAAAGCUUCUUUUCCUAAAUAGAAUAGCACAAUCGAUUUUCUUAAUUGUAUUUUUCAUUAUUAUGUUCCAAUUUCUUUCCCAAUAGGAUUGACUGUUAUUUGAACUUUGAAAAACGUGUAAAAAUUGUUAGGAUGUCCGAGGUAGGGAACUUUUUUGUCCUUUUUUAAUGUAAAAUUUAUUUGAAAUUCACGUUUAAAAAAUUUAUGGAAAAAAAUUUGCAACAAAAUUUUGUUCAAUUCUUAAAAUCAUCGAUAUUGAUGCUGAAGACAAAAUUGCAACAUAGAAACUAAAAUUGUAUCUAAAAUUUUCGUCAAAAGUUAUUGGAAUGAUGUAAUCAAAACCUGUGAAAGUGAAUGGUGGCAUUUUUACAGAAAAAAAGAACGAUAAAGGUCUUCUAACUCGGAUGUACCAAUAGUUUUUUCAAGAGUUUUUCUUCAUAAUUUGCAAGUUUUUUCAAAUCCUUUUUAAACAGUUAUCAUUAGUUUUACUACUUUACUAUCAUCAGUUUUCAGAAUUGUAUUAUUUCCCUUUAUUAGCCAUGAUUUCAUUCCAAAAAAUUGGCACCUACUUUUUAAUAGUGAGAAUUUUCUACAUCUGUUCACAAAAAUUGAUGGGUUACUGUUGUCAAUAAUUUACCGACGCUGGUUCUCACGCAUUUUAUAAACUGUUUUCACACAGCUAUCCUCAAGUCUGUGGCGUUAAUUACCUAAUCAUUCUGUUUUGUUGAUUGUGAUUAAAUGAAGGUCACAGUAAACAAGGAUUUUUGAGAAUGUCAAGCUAGUUUUUUUUACUAUAAUUAAAAAGUGGUUUGUGAAAACCUUCCACCAUAAUUAUUUACGUAACACCCUAUUUUGUACAUCUCACCAAAGUUACAGACUUGAUUAGUAAGUCAUCAAAUAAAAAAUUGUGACCCAUAUUUUGUUUCAAA
Molecule: messenger RNA, 4571 nt
Organism: Bemisia tabaci
Lineage: Eukaryota; Metazoa; Arthropoda; Insecta; Hemiptera; Aleyrodidae
Product: stAR-related lipid transfer protein 7, mitochondrial
Molecular function (GO): lipid binding
Source: RefSeq, a predicted model, not a curated record